Molecule: messenger RNA, 3786 nt
Organism: Eublepharis macularius
Lineage: Eukaryota; Metazoa; Chordata; Lepidosauria; Squamata; Eublepharidae
Gene: NOLC1
Product: nucleolar and coiled-body phosphoprotein 1
Exons: 14
Coding region: 1-2025 (674 amino acids)
Cellular component (GO): nucleoplasm; nucleolus
Molecular function (GO): protein binding
Source: RefSeq, a predicted model, not a curated record
AUGGCUGAGGCGCGCGUGGUGCCGAGCGACUUGUUCCCGCUCGUCUUCUCCUUCCUGAAGGAGAACCACUUCGAGGGGGCGGCGCGGGCUUUCGGGAAGGCGGCUGGCGUGACAGAGCAAGACCCCAAUGCUGCUUCUCUGUUAGAUGUCUUCAAUUACUGGCUGAAGUCUCCUGAAGCCAAAAAACGGAAAGCUUUUCCCAAUGGCCCACCUGCAAAGAAAGCAAAAAAAGAAUCUUCAUCCAGUUCUGAGAGCUCCAGCGAAGACGAGGUGCCACCACCCAAAAAAAUGGCUGCAGGGACGAAGCCAGCCUCUGCUCCUAAAGCAGUGGUAAAGGCAGCUCCUGUCAAGGCAGAAAGCAGCAGCGAUGACUCCAGUGACUCUUCAGACUCGGAGCAAGAGAAGAAGAAGCCAGCAAAGAAAGGAAUGGCUCCUCAAGUGAAGAAAGGUACCGUGAAAGCAAAGCCCCAGAAGAAAAAGUCAUCGAGUUCCAGUUCAGAUUCCAGUAGUUCAGAAGAUGAAGCACCAAAGAAGCAGACACCGAAACCAAAACCAGUCAAAAAGGCAGUAAAGCUAGUUUCUAAACCAGCAAAAGUUGCCAAGGGGGUGCCCAAAAUUACCAACGGCACAGCAGAGGUCAGCAGCAGCAGCAGCAGCAGCAGCAGUGAAGAUUCUGAUACUGAAAAAGGUACACCUGCAAAGAGUGCCCCGAAGAAAGCGCCACUGCCCAAACCUAAAGCUGUGAGCAAAAAGAGCAGCAGUAGCAGCAGCGAGGAUUCCUCUGACAGUUCAGAAGAUGAAAAGCAAGCCUCAAAACCCAAAUCUGGCCAGUACAGUGCUGUGCCACCCCCACUGGCCUUAGAGCCAAAGAAAGGCAAAGAACCAGGUGUUGCUUCUAAGAAGAUUGACAGCAGAGCCAAAAAGGAGCAGUUGUCAAAGAAGAAAACAGCAGCUGAACAGCCUGUAGCUAAACAGACACUUGGCUCCAAAUCUGCUGUCACUGUUACUCAAAAAGGAGAGUCGUCCUCAGAGAGUGAAUCGGAUUCCAGCUCUGAGGAGGAAGACGAGAAAGUACCAGUCAAGCGCUCUGCCAGGCCUGCCGCAACAAAAGGAGCUGUUAAACCAUCGCAGUUGAAGCAAGCGGACAGCUCCUCUGAUAGCUCAGAUUCUGACAGUUCAGAGGAUGAAGUUCCAGUGAAGUCUGCAGUGAAGCCAACCCCAAAGGCAAAGAAAGCAAGCAGCCGCUCUAGCGAGGACAAGAAGGUGCCCCCAUCCAAACCUAGUGCAAAGACUCCCAAGGCAGUCUCCAAGUCUAAGGCCCCUGCUCCAAAAGCCAGCAGUUCAGACUCCGAGAGUUCAAGCAGUGAAGAGGAACAGAGCAAGCCUGCCUUGAAUUCGGCUGGUAGAUCACCCAGAGGCCCCAAAGUGGCUGAUGGGAAACAGGCAACAGUUGCCAGUAGCAGCUCUUCAGAUAGCUCCAGCGAGGAAGAGCUUAGAAUGGAAGGAGACAGACCAGGAAAGGAAACGAAGAGCAGCUGUGAUAGCGCUAAGAGGAAGAAAUCAAAGGCUUCAUCCACACCCACAGGAAAAAGUUCCACAGCGAAGACUUCCAAAGUGGCUAGUGCCACAAAGAGUCAUGACGGCAGUUCGGAUGAAGGGGCAGUGAACGGAGGCCUGACCAAGAAGAAGCGAAAAAGGGAAGACGAUCAGGCGUUGGAGACUCCGGAGCUCAAGAAGAGCAAAACCAAACCUAAGACACCCCACUCGUUCCCCAAGAUGAAGCGGCAGUCAAGUCCAUUCCGGAGAGUGAAAGCAGAGGAGGUUGAAUUGGAUGAACGGGUAGCCAACAACUCCUUUGACGCCAAGAAAGGAGCAGCUGGGGACUGGGGUGAAAAGGCGAACGAAGUCCUGAAGUUUACAAAAGGCAAAUCCUUCCGUCACGAGAAGACGAAGAAGAAGAGGGGAAGCUAUUGCGGUGGCACCAUCUCUACGCAGAUAAACUCCAUCAAAUUUGAAAGUGAUUAAAGUUCGCGUAUGUCUGUGGACUCCCAGGCCUGAGCCAUGUGGAAAGGCUGAAUGCAGAGUGGGGUCUCUCCCUUGCCAAGUGUUGAUUUACGUGGCCCCUGUACAGGGAACACAGAAGGACAGCUGCAUCUUCACAUAUAGAGAGAACUUGGCAGCGUGGUCUUCAUUGAAGACCCCCUCGUGGUGCCGUUUGGUUUCCUCGACUUUUAGUUAGUACCUUUUUAUUUCGGAAGGAAACGCCCUUUUUUGAUUUUCAACAAAUAUAAUAUUUUAAAUAAUUGAUUGAAAGUAACACGUGAUCUGUACAACUCCCCAUUAUUCAACGCUCGUUUGACUGGGAAUGAAGUCUUUCUGUCCUUUCAAAUGGCCUGUUUUGCUGCCCUUUCGUCUUCAGUUGAGAUUUCUUGCAGGGUACUCUGAGAACGGAGCACAGAAUGAAUGCAGGCUUGAGGGGGGGGGGGCGGGAAGUCUCUGCUCUUCCUCUAAGGCUCUUGGGGACUCACGCAAGUCACAAGGGGUGUAGGGUCUUUGGGGGCUUCCAUAGGCUUAGCAAACGGGGGGAAAGGGUAUUAUGCUGAAUACCUUAUUGCGCCUCAGCGCAGGCAGACAGGCAGCUGUUUGGUUCCUGUUGCUUCUCUUGCGAUCCUGUCUUUAUUUUGGGGCAUUCUUACACCAUCCCCCUUGCCCUCCAAUAAGUCAGCAACAGCAGCUUGAAGAACCUGAGGGUAACGCUCCCUUUUUCUUCAGUAGACUUAAUCAUGCCUAUGCAGGGCCAUUGACUGCCUGAAGUUUAGAUCUUGGCUCCGUUCUUUCAGUAGACCAGAUGUUAAAAACUCAGACCUGUUGUCUUUGUCUCUGAGGAAAUCAGAAACCUCGGAGUGAAAUAGCUGCAGAGUGAAGUGCAGUUCUUGUGCCUUUGUCUUUGUCCAUGUGACAUAGCUAAAGAGGAGGAGAAACAGGCCUCAGAGUAGCAGCUCUAAAGAUGAUCAGCAUCUUGUCGGUGGGCAGUGCGUCACAGUGGCCUCUUCUUCAUCCUAUAGGCUUCUGAUUCCAUCCAGUGAAGGCCGUGUUCACAACGGCCACUUUCCUUUUAGUGAAUGUGUCGACUUCAUUUUUCCAGAGUGUUAGUUCCCCUGACAGCUGUGAGAUACUUCCAGAUGUAGACAAGAACAUCUAGACUGACGUUGCUUUGGGUACCAAAGGAAGACAACCUGGCAGGUGGGGCCUAGAGAUGUGAGGGUUGAACCCAGCUGGCUAGGGGAAAUGAGGCUUGAGCAAGGAGUAUUGGCUGAUAAUUGAGGAUAGAACAUCUCCGAUUGUAAUAGUGUUCCUGGGCUGAGGGUAGGGUGGGGGGCAGGAGUUAUACGUUUCAUCCAUCUGGUUAUGUGUGUGUGUAAAGGGAGAGCACACAGUCAAGCAAUUCCCUUACCUAAAGUCUGGCACGGUACAAAUCCAGGCACAGCUCUUAUUUCUGGUGAGCUGUUCCUCUAGAGAAUGUUCAAGAUGCCAUUGACAACAGUUCAAAAUCCUUUCCCCCUUUGUGACACUAAGUACUGUGCUGGCCGCAUUGAGAGGGGACAUUUCUUAACACCCUGACAGGCUGUUCUUUCUACAACCUUGGCUCUUAACUGUAGUAUGUACCUUGGACUGUUCUCACAGGAUUUCACAUAUCAAGAAGACUUCUGACUUGUAUGAGGAAGGUUGGAAAUUUUACUUGAAUUGACGAAGUGUCUAGUACAAUAAAAAUGUUUAUAAAAUGUU